Molecule: messenger RNA, 1371 nt
Organism: Sitodiplosis mosellana (orange wheat blossom midge)
Lineage: Eukaryota; Metazoa; Arthropoda; Insecta; Diptera; Cecidomyiidae
Exons: 4
Coding region: 111-719 (202 amino acids)
Biological process (GO): positive regulation of transcription by RNA polymerase II
Cellular component (GO): RNA polymerase II transcription regulator complex
Molecular function (GO): transcription coactivator activity
Source: RefSeq, a predicted model, not a curated record
UCACCUUCCACCAUUCCGCGAGGAUUUUACCUAUAAAGAGCCGCAUCGCGACUGGAAAAGACACAUUCAGUCACAAGUCUUCCGUGUGGAAACAACAAAUCUUAAGCAAAAUGAACUCAUUUACAGCGCUAUUCGCCGUCACGAUGGUUACCUUGGUUGUAGCCGAACCACCAUCGCCAUACAGCUACAAUCGUCCAUCAACUGGACUUGGAGGUAGCAGUUUCGGAUCAAGCGGUUUCGGUGGCAGCAGCUUCGGCGGCAGCUCAUUCGGCGGCAGCAGCGGCGGUUUUCAAUCGAACGAAGGCGCCAACGUAGAUCCACAAUUGUUGGAACAAGUUCGUCAAAUUUUGUUGCGUGAAGAAAGCCAAUCCUCAUCUUUCUCGGCCCCAUCAUCGCAAUAUGGGGUUCCAUCGGGUCCAUCUGGCCGUGUCGUUGGAAUCCUCUUGGAAAACACCAUUCCAUCAAUCCAAGUUGCUUCAUUCUCGCAACAAAGCGCCGCUCCAUCAUCGGGUGGAUACUCAUACUCACCAGCCCCAGCUCCAGCUCAAGUUUACUCAGCUCCUCAACAAUCGUACUCGGCCCCACAACAAAGCUACUCAGCACCACAACAAUCGUACUCGGCCCCACAGCAAAGCUACUCAGCACCAAGCAUCUCAGCACCAUCAUCAAGCUACGGCACUCCAUCAGCCCCAAGCUCACAAUACGGUGCCCCAUUCUAAGGAGUGUUUGGUCUAACAAAAGCCAACUUGUGAAAUUAAGAACAAAUUUUUUCAUUAGAAAAAACAUAAACUCAUAGUUCGCAACGAAAAAAAAAACCAACACCAACAAUGAUAAAAUGACGCUAGGCAAGGCCAAAUGACUACGAAUUCGCCAAAUUCAAACGGAUGGAAAAAUGUAAGGAAAUAUGUAAACGGAACACGAUUAUCAUCACAUCAGUUAAACGAAUGGGAAUCGAAAACGGAAUAAAAUAGCAACAGCUGAACAUUCACACACACUGAAAAUACAUACGGGUUGAGUUGAUGGUAAAAAAAACUGGUUUAAUACAACGAACCAAAAGCAGAGCCUGCACCAUCGAUAUGUGAAAUAUGGAAUUCCGUUUUGUCCAUUCGAAAUAACUGAUAACAAACAAACAAACAAAUCUUCUACUUGGCAAACCCAUCAAAAUGAUUGAAAAGCCGAAGCUGAUACGAACAAUCGCACUGCUACUUUCAAACAUCUUGAUGGCGAAAUCGGCGCUGUUCACAUGGAAUAUAAUUGUUAUUUUCUUUAACAAUUUGUAAAUAUAUCAUUUUUAUUCUUUUUUGAUGUUAGUUAUUAAGUGUUUUAUGAAAUGAAGAGAAAAAAAAAUAAAAUUUUGUCACCGUAAAAAAA